Messenger RNA from Clupea harengus (Atlantic herring), 2435 nucleotides. It is a transcript of the gene smyd5, whose product is annotated as SMYD family member 5. The record is from RefSeq and is a predicted model, not a curated record. NCBI's taxonomy places the organism in Eukaryota, Metazoa, Chordata, Actinopteri, Clupeiformes, Clupeidae. Gene Ontology annotation, biological process: negative regulation of gene expression, epigenetic. Gene Ontology annotation, molecular function: protein binding; histone H4K20 methyltransferase activity.
UCAAGGUUGAAAAAGAAAUUCCAACAUGGCGGCCCCCCAAGAUGACAUGUUUUAUCUCUGCGUGGAACCCGGCAAAGUUAGCAGUGCUGUAGAAGUCCGAUUUAUUGACAAUAUAAAGGGAAAGGGGUUAUUUGCAAAGAGAGAUAUCCGCAAAGGUGACACUAUCUUCAUUGAGCGUCCACUCGUCUCCUCUCAAUUCCUGUGGAAUGCAUUAUACAAAUAUAAAGCUUGUGAGUACUGCCUGCGGUCCCUGGAAACCGCUGAGGAGAAUGCACGGAGACUCAGUGGGCUUCCUGCCCUCAGCCUGCCCCACCCUGAGCUGUGCAGGGUGCGGUCCGAGCUGCACCAAGCAUGCCCGCAGUGCCAGGUGAUGUACUGCAGUGCAGAGUGUAGACAAGCUGCACAAGAGCAGUACCACAGAGUCCUGUGUCUUGGCCCUUCCCAGGACGACCCGGAUCAUCCCAUGAACAAACUGCAGGAUGCAUGGAGGAGUGUCCACUAUCCCCCUGAAACCUCCAGCAUCAUGCUGAUGGCAAAGAUGGUGGCUGUAGUCAAACAGGCUCAAGAGAAAGGGCGCUGGCAAAGGCUCUUGUCUCAGUUCUGUAGUCGCUCAGCCAACGAGGAAGAGGAGAUUGCUCACAAGCUACUUGGAGAGGAGUUUCAGGGACAACUUACCCUUCUCCGAAGCCUGUUCAAAGCGGCACUUUACGACGACCACCUCGACCGGUGGUUUACCCCAGAGGGCUUCCGCUCGCUCUUCUCCCUGGUGGGGACCAAUGGCCAGGGGAUUGGCACCAGCUCCCUCAGCAAGUGGGUCCAUGCCUGUGAUGCACUUCAGCUUCCUGGCCACAAGAGGGAGCAGCUGGAUGCCUUUAUUGACCAGUUAUACAAAGACAUAGAAAAAGAGACGGGCGACUUCCUGAACUGCGAGGGCUCCGGUCUCUUCCUGCUUCAGAGCUCGUGCAACCACAGCUGCAUCCCCAACUCUGAAGUCACUUUCCCCGACAACAACUUCCUGCUUCACCUCAAUGCCUUGAGUGACAUCGGUGCAGGAGAGGAAAUCUGCAUCAGCUACCUGGACUGCUGCCAGAGAGACCGCAGUCGCCACAGCCGCCACAAGAUCCUGAGGGAGAACUACUUGUUCGUCUGCUCGUGUGCCAAGUGCGUGUCGCAGAUGGACGAGCCGGACGUGACCUCGGACGAGGAAGACGAGGGGGAGGCGGAGGGUGAGACGGAGGACGAGAUGACGGACGUGUGACCAGUUUGGACCUGACCCCCACCCCCAGUCCCUGGUGUGAAUCCUGACACGGGCCACGGCAGUGAAGAGGAGGAGGAGGAAGAAGAGAAAAACAGCCAGCCCACAUUAUUAGAGAAAAAAAAAAAAAAAAAGAAGUGAAAAUCUCAAUGUGACGUUAGCAGUCAUGUGCGUGCCAGGUUUAAAGCUGCCCGUUUGCACCUUCAAAGUGAUGAUGUCUGCUACGACCCUGCACACGUUACACAACACUUUCACACUUGCGGUCCCAGGACAGGUCCAAAUACUGAGGUGUAACGUACUCUUUAUCACACGAGGGUGAACUUGAACAUCUCCCUCUCACCACUCACCAGUGGAGAGAACAAUGUCUCUCUUCUAUACUCUCUCUUCUAUACUCUCUCUUCUAUAGUCUCUCUUCUAUAUGCACCCAGAAGCACCAUUCUGCUCUCUCUCUAAAUCCAAGCUGUUAUGAAACGCAUCUAUGCAUCAGGGAUACGAGUCGGUCUGCACUCUUUUCUUUGAGGUAAUCACUGCACUUCCAUUUGCAGCAAGCGUAAUUGCGGUGCAGUUGGUACAGUACAGCAAAUUGUUGUUGUCAGACUUCAUUGUUUACUUCAUCCCAGCCCCACGUACACAACACAACACAACACAACACAUCCCUCCCCAUCCUCAUCCUCAUCGCAGAGUGUUCAAGUCAGCUAUCCAUCUUGCUAUAGUUCUAACUUUUGAAUCUCUUCGUCGUCAUCUUAAAGGUAAAUGCGGGUCUGAGAAUGGGAUCCGUGUUCCUGUUCCCCUCCCACCCCAUGCCAGCACCCUCAUGUUCAGCUACAGAUCAUGGCAGUGUGUUUGGUGAUGUGAAUGAGUGAAUUGUUUACGGUCUGCCGGGACUUACGUAAGUAAGCCUCGACUGCAGUAGAGUAGGAAAACAGACGUGACUCGAGCGCGUUACACAAGCGCUACCUGGCAGACGGGAGGCAGACAGGCAGUCUCGCACGCUUGGGUUUGCUGGCGAGCGAGCGAGGGGUAAUGGCCUGUUCUUCCGAUGCUGCUGGCAGUGUGUGGAGGAGAGACGGAAAGGAGGCGGAGAGGAGCUUACGAGGGCUGAGGAUGUGGAUGUAUGCUGAUCUCUUGAGUGUCUCUGUCAAUGUCCUCAUCCAUUAAAAAAUGUCUCAUUUUCCUGGCA